AUGCAGCUGGUUCUCGCCUUAUUCUCCAUCGUUGUUGUUGGCAUCGAAAACUCUUUUCAAAAGGUUUACAGUGACGCUGAGUAUCUUGAAGACAAAUGCACGGUUCAAUCAACUGAUAAUUACCAUACGAGAUUGGCCUGUGGAGCUGUUGUGAUAUGUCGUCCAAAGGAAAUGUCGAUAUCUCUUCCCAAGGCCUUGCUUGCCACAGUUGCCCGAGAGGACCUCCGCCUGCUGGACUCUAACUGCACAGCAACAGAAAAUGCCACACACUUUGUUCUUACGACAUCUCUGAUUGGAUGCGGCACAUUUAAUAGACACACUGACAGCAGUGUAAUAUACAGCAAUAAGGUUCGACAAGUUUACUCUGAGACAGUGAUCAUAACACGGGCUCCAGAAAUUCAGAUUUCUUUCAGCUGCCAUUAUUCUAGACACGGCUUAGUGUCAACUGGUGCAAUCCGUGGUAAGGACACAGAAGACAAUUUUGAACCUGAAGAUAAUCAUUGUUGGAAAAACAGGUUUCUUUUGUAUCGUCGUUUUCCAUCGUGUCCUGUUGAAUCUACUGACAGGACCAUUGAAACAAGACUAAAGCCAUGAAUAACAACGUCAAUAACAGAAGACACAGACGCGACAACAAUGAAGAAAGGACAACACACGAUCGUCCAUUACAAAUCGAUGUCCUGAUGCUAUGAAAUAAGUGCAUGAACAUCGAAAUAUACUUAGGUGAAAAAAUAAUUAAGCAAUAGUUGUUGAAGAUAAUCAGUCGACGAGCAACGCGGUAGUUUCUAAGUGGAACGUGUUAAUAGCCAGAGUUUGUUCCUGUGUCAUUGCCGUUUAUUUGUUGUGCUGAGAAACGCCGAGUGAGUUGAUCGUUACCCCUAAACAUCGGUAAGCAUAUGUUCCACACUGUUCUCUAUACAUUUCCUAUCUGUCGAGAGCUCCUUCAGUUGGUGUUCAUUUCCUUUAUUCUCGAGACCUUAAUGUGUGAUGCAGGGGUUGCAUUGUAAGGAGAAAUUAGGUUCUAGUCACUCUUUAUGAUCAAAAGGUUGAAGUAUCUUUGAAUCGAACACAUUACACUUCAUCCACGUAAUGUCAUGGUCCGAAGACUAACAUUUUCCGCGUUCACAUUAUGUAAAUAACUCCAAGAUAAUAAAAGAAAUCAAUA
Pocillopora verrucosa is the source of this 1162-nucleotide messenger RNA. Lineage: Eukaryota; Metazoa; Cnidaria; Anthozoa; Scleractinia; Pocilloporidae. The record is from RefSeq and is a predicted model, not a curated record.